Molecule: messenger RNA, 1794 nt
Organism: Insectozyma verbasci
Lineage: Eukaryota; Fungi; Ascomycota; Pichiomycetes; Serinales; Debaryomycetaceae
Source: the annotation of a GenBank genome assembly
AUGACUUCAAAUGACAUAGAGAAAUAUCCAAAUAUAGAGAUACAUGAAAGUAAUAAUGAUUCACAUUUUAGAACUAUACAUCCUGCAAAUUCAUUGAAAAAUGAAAACAAAGAAAAACAAACUGAAUUUGUUCAAGAUUCUGAUAUUUUAAAUGAAGAUAAUUCAAUAAAUCAGUUAAAAAGUGAUCAAGGUAUUAAAAGAAACCUUAAAGCAAGACAUAUUUCUCUAAUAGCUUUAGGAGGAACAAUUGGAACUGGUUUAUUCAUUUCUACAGGUUCGAUGAUUGCAACUUCAGGACCGGUUUUAUCAUUAAUUUCAUUUUUAUUCAUGACUACAAUUGCAUUUUCAGUUACACAAUCCCUAGGUGAAAUGGCGACUUUAAUACCAGUAUCAGGUAGUUUUGCACAAUUUGUAACAAGAUGGGUAUCUAAACCUUGUGGUGCAGCAAAUGGUUGGUUAUAUUGGUUUUCGUGGGCAAUUACUUUUGCUUUGGAAUUGUCAGUUGUUGGUCAAGUUAUUCAAUUCUGGACUGAUGCGGUUCCAUUAUGGGCUUGGAUUACUAUAUUUUUUGUUGUUUUGACGUUAUUCGUAUGUUAAAAAAAAAAAUUUUGAGAUCAGGAUGUACAAUUGAAUAAUACUAACCCGUAAUAGAACUUCCUCAGUGUAUCCUUAUAUGGUGAGCUAGAAUUUUGGAUUGCCAGUAUCAAGAUUGUAGCCAUCGUUGGUUGGUUAAUUUAUGCUUUUAUUAUGGUUUGUGGUGCAGGAAAAACCGGACCAGUUGGUUUUAGAUACUGGAGAAAUGGCUAUGCUUGGGGACCCGGUUAUUUAGUUAAAGACGUUGCUACAGGUAGAUUUUUAGGAUGGGUUAAAUCUUUAAUUAAUGCUGCUUUUACAUUUCAAGGUACUGAAUUGACUGGUAUUUCAGCAGGUGAAAGCGCUAAUCCAAGAAAAACAGUUCCAUCAGCUAUUAGAAAAGUGUUGUUUAGGAUCUUAGUGUUCUUUGUUCUUUGUAUGUUGUUUCUUGGUUUAUUGGUUCCAUAUAAUGAUCCAAAAUUGAAUAGUGAUGGUUAUACAAAUACCUCACCAUUUAUUAUUGCAAUUCAAAAUUCAGGUACCAAAGUCUUACCUCACAUAUUCAAUGCUGUUAUAUUAUCAACAAUUAUCUCAGCUGGUAAUUCUGAUGUCUAUUGUGGUUCAAGAAUUUUAUAUGCUUUAGCUGAAGCUAAAGUUGCGCCAAAAUUUUUCCUUAGAACAAAUAGAUUUGGUGUUCCAUAUGUUGCAGUAUCAACCACUGCAAUAAUGGGAGCCUUGGGUUACUUAGCUUUAUCACCUCAAGGAAAUGAAGCUUUUGAUUGGUUAUUAGAUAUUACAGCAACUGCAGGUUUAAUUUGUUGGGGCUUUAUUUCAGUUAGUCAUAUUAGAUUUAUGAAAGUUUUGAAAAUAAGAAAUAUUAGUAGAGAUACAUUACCAUUCAAGGCAAAAUUCAUGCCAUGGAAUGCUUAUUAUGCAUGUUUUUUCGUAUUUUUAAUUACAUUAAUUCAAGGAUUUGAUGUUUUUUGGAAUAUAACAGCAAGUAAAUUUUUCACAGCUUAUGUUUCAGUUAUAAUAUUUGUUGUAUUUUGGGUCGGUUUCCAUUUUCUAUUUCAUGGUUUUACAUUUAGAUGGAAAGAUAUUUUAAUACCAUUAGAUGAUUGUGACAUUGAUUCUGGUGUUAGAGAAAUCGAUGAAUUAGAAUUUGAUGAACCAUCAAAACCAAAGAACUUAUGGGAAAAAUUUUGGGCCGUUGUUGCAUAA